Molecule: messenger RNA, 924 nt
Organism: Colletotrichum graminicola M1.001
Lineage: Eukaryota; Fungi; Ascomycota; Sordariomycetes; Glomerellales; Glomerellaceae
Exons: 1
Coding region: 1-924 (307 amino acids)
Source: RefSeq, a predicted model, not a curated record
AUGGUUCGUCGUGGCAAGAUCUCUCGUGCCGCCGGCCCGUCGCUCGACCCGACGCCUAUUACCUCUACCCUCACGACUCCCCUGAGUUCAGCCUACCCGUCAACGUAUGCUUCAGAAGCCGAACUGGAUGCCCUGGGCGACAGCAUUGGCUCCCUUACCUUGAGCGAGAGAAGAGCAGCCAGGAAGAGAGCAAAGCCCUUUGCCUUCAUGGCACUGCCCUCGGAAUUGCGCCUCAAGGUCUACAAUUACUAUUUUGAGGGUGGCGGCGGAGUCGUUGAUCUCGAUCCAGACAAUUACAAGAACUUCCACAAAAAGCUUGGAAUUCAACGGACAUGCCGCACCAUCUACCACGAAGUCUCGCACUACUUCUAUAGUAGCCGCUCCUUCCGCAUCUUUCCAACUCACCCGGGGAAAUACUUCAAGACCAAAAAGCCCCUUCUGGCCCGCCUCAAGCCGAGCUCACGAUCACUCAUCACAUCUCUGGAGCUUCGCCUUGGUCCUGGCUGGUCAAAGCCCCCCAGAGGAUGGGUCGUCACUCCCGCUCUCGGCCUGAAUGAAUGCGUCAACGUCCGCCGUCUCACGGUUAUGGUUGAAUGCGACCCCAGUGACGGUGUGUUCAAUGGGUUUCGUCGCUCAGACGGGUUCUACGAAGAAUUCAGCAAAACUCUCCUCACGGAAAUCUUGAAUGAGAUGCCCUGGCUCGACACUGUCACCUUUGAUGCAUGGUCGAGUGUCAAGAAGUCGGGCGCGAUGAUGCGAGGAUUGCUUGAUAUAACUGUGGCAAACAACCGCAAGAUUAGAUGGGGACCCGAGAGAGGAUGGACCGAUGGACCUGACGAAGAGGACAAGGCCAGUAACCUGGUGCUGGUGCCUCCGGCGUCCGAGUUCAACACGUCCAGCAUGGGCGUACUGGUCAUGGCGUAA